UAUGUACUACAGUACUGACGGCACGGAGUUAAGGCGUAGAUGUGUCCUCUGCCACGUAAAAACACCAUUGUAUUGCUGCACAUGCAAGGCCUCCUUGUGCUUUCUGCCAAAGAGAGAUUGCUUCAAUGCCUGGCAUGACAAGAUGGAUCUCUAAAAGAGAAGCGCUGUCAGUGUUUGUGUGUAUAUAGUUACAUAUUGUUUAUUUUCAGAUGCAAUUGGAAGUUCAUGUAUUCUAGUUGUUUAUUUAGCUGCCUGCAGCCUGAUCUGCUCCUGCUAGACCUAAGCAUCAUCCAACUCGAAGCUUUGUGUCUCUGAUGGACAGCUAUAGAUCCAACCACCCUGCCAAAUAUUAUCAUUAUGUCUACAUCAUAGAUGUGACAGAUGGGGAGCACAAAUGGACAGUGAAGCACAGAUACAGCGAUUUCCAUGAACUCCACGAAAAACUGACAGCAGAGAAAAAGGUGGACAGACUGCUGCUUCCUCCAAAAAAGAUUUUGGGGAAGAACUCAAAGAGUCUUGUGGAGCGGCGGCAGAAGGAGCUGGAGCUCUAUCUGCAAACGCUGCUUCUGCAGUUCCCACAGGCCACACCGACUGCACUGGCCUGCUUUCUGCAUUUUCACCUCUAUGAGAUCAAUGGCAUAACAGCUGCACUGGCUGAGGAGUUGUUUCAUAAAGGCGAGCAGUUGCUGCAGGCUGGUGAGGUGUUUUCUCUAAGUCCCCUGCAGCUUUACGCCAUCUCCCAGCAGCUCCGACUGGCCAAGCCAACCUGCUGUAAUGGAGAUGCCAAAACAGACCUGGGACAUAUCCUGGACUUCACUUGCCGGCUGAGAUACCUCAAGAUCUCUGGUUCCAGAGGCUCAGUAGGAACCAGUAACAUCCAGGAGUGUAGUCUUCCCUUUGACCUGUCUGUUUUCAAAUCCCUCCUGCAAAUAGAGAUCAGCGAGUGCAGCUCUCAGCAGAUUCAAGGUUUGUCCACCCUGAGGUCGAGCCUGGCUACUAUGAGUAUCCACCGCACCACAGAAACGAUGACGUCAAUCCUGGUCCCGGAGGCAAGCGAGUUCUCGCAGUGGGAACCUGAGGGUGUAGAGUCUGGCUGUCCUGUCACUGCUGUCAUUCCUGUGUGGAGAAAUCUGACCACGCUGGACAUGAGCCACAACUGCAUCAAAGUCAUUGACAGCUCAGUGAAACUGAUUCGGAAAGUGGAGUUUCUUGAUCUGAGCUACAACCAGCUGUCUUCAGUGGAAAACCUCCAGCACCUGUACAACUUGGUCCACGUGGACCUGUCCUAUAACAGUCUGCGGGUCUUGGAAGCUGCUCACACCCGUCUGGGAAACAUCAAAACCCUGAGCUUGGCUGGCAACCAAUUCGAUCGAUUGACGGGCCUCAGUAAGCUGUACUCUCUGGUCAACCUUGACCUCAGCCAUAACCAGCUGGCUCAGUUAGAGGAAAUCAGAAACAUCGGCUCCCUGCCCUGUUUGGAGAAACUGAACCUGUCAAGUAACCCCAUAUGCAUCAUCCCAGACUACAGAACCAAAGUCCUGGCCCAGUUUGGAGACCGUGCAGCAGAGGUUUGCCUCGACUCCACGGUGACGACAGAGAAGGAGCUGGACACCGUGGAAGUUUUAAAAGCCAUUCAAAAAGCCAAAGAAGCCAAAGACAGGAUGAGCAGCGGCGACAAGAAGAUCAGUGAGGAGACCAGGCUGUGUGCUGCUGCACCUCCUCACCUCUCCUCCUCACCUCCCCCCUCCUCCUCCUCCCCUUCCUGCUGCUCAUCUGCUGUUGCUCCUCCUGCUGUCAGCUCCUCUUCUUUCUCCUCCUCCUCUUUCUGUCCAGUCCAGCAGGCUGCCUGCUCCAGCCAAGAAUUAACAGGAAAAGAAGAAGCCCCAGUUCCUCCCAGCGUUCUCCCUCCUGUGGCCUCUGCGCCUCCCCCUGCAUUCACCACACACAUCCUGCCAGCUGAGCCACCUCAGAUACAACAACCAACUGUUAGUUUGGCUGAACAAACAGACUGUGGAGCUCCCACAUGUGCCACCACGACUUCUACUACAACUGCAAGCUGCAGCGUCUGCUCAGUGGAGUCCAGUUGCUCUUCCUGCAGCGCCGCCUGGUGUCACCUGCUCCCUUCCUGCCUGCUCUCCCUUUCUUCCUCAAACAAAGCAUUCAUUACCCAGCUCUCCCAGCAUCUCAGGUCCAUCAUAGAGGAGCAGAGGAGGACAAAUGAGGAGGAGGACGAGGAGGAGGAUAAUGAGAGCGAGGAGGAAAAAAGGUCUGAAACCAGAGCGGUCCAGUCCAACAUGGAGGCUACCGCGGUGGGAAGUCCCAGUCCAGGCUCGAGGGAUGGAUACUUUGAGAUGAGUCUGGACGACUCUGUGGAGGAGUCGGUUUGCUCCUCCUCCACGUUGCUUACUGCUGCGCCUGCAGAGGAGCCUUGCAGCCACCCAGGGGAGCUGUGUGAGGAGGAGCUGAAGGUCAACAGGGUUCUGUGGUGCUACUGUCUUCAGGUGGAGGAGGAGGUGGAGCAGAAGCGGGCCUGUCUAGUGCUGACGGAUCAGCGGCUGGGCCUGCUGUCUCUGCCAGAUGGCUUCACAUGGACCAGUCAAGAUCUAGAUCAGGAGCAGUGUCUGCCUGUGGAGAAGAUGCUGUCAAACCUCCAGACAGACAUCCUCCUGCCUUACUCCCAGCUCCUGCUCUCUUCUCUUCCUGAGCUCCCUGGCUCUCUCUUUUCCUUUGAGCUUCGCUCUGGACAAACCCGCUGGUACAUCUUCUCCGAGGCCGAGGAGCUCGGCCAGAUCAGAGCUGAGCUGACAGUUCUGAUCCGGACAGCGGAGUCUCAGCUUGACCCAGAGACACUCAACACUCCUCAGCUCCUCCCGAGCUCACUCAUUAACUCCUGGGAGCUGGAGGAGAGUCAGGGAGCCCACGGGGGGUACCCAGCUUACCUUCUCCUCCCCUCCUCUUCCUCAUCCACCCUGGACAACCACAUUCUCUUGUCAGACAUCUUAUCUGAGAAAGAAGAACACCGACUUCCGUCCCUGUUCUUCCUCACCCAUCGACACCUCUGGGUGCUAAAAAUUGAUUUCAGAGAACUCACAAUGAAAGCGAGAAUCGAUCCUAAACCUCAUCACUCCUCCUGGUGCAAGUUAGUGCGUGUGCCUCUCGGCUCCGUGGUGCUUCACCCCAGAGAGAGCUCUUCUCAGGUCAGGGACAGAACUAAUGACCCCUCCUGCUCCAAUCCACAACACUGCCACAGGAGGAGUCAUACAGUGGAGCUGCUGCUGGGGGUUCAGAGGCUGCGGCUGCUGUUUCCCCUGGCUAAGAACAAGAGCUCCUUCCUGGGGAAGCUGAGAUGGCAGAGAGCGUCUCUGGAGGGGCUGAAGAUGGUGGCCCUGCCCCGGCCCUGCUCACAAGGGCACCAUGGAAAAGGUCCGUGUAGACCCAGUGACCAGUACUGUUUUACCUGUACUAGGAAAUCGGGGAGCUCCAGCAGCCGAGGCUCUUCUCAUCUCCAGCUGGUAGAGAACCAGCCAUCCCCUCAUCUCGUCCCAAGUCUCUCGCCAGGACUGCAGCUUCUUGCUGGGCUUGAAGGAGAGCAGCUGCUGGCAUAUUUCCAGAGAUUCAUAGCACUGUCUGAGGAAGAGGAGGUGAGGCAGGUUCUGUGGUUGUCCGUGGUUCUCUACAAGUCUCCAGACACUGAACUUGCCUGCUGUUUGCUGUUGUCCACGGAUACAAUCUACUUCCUGCUGGAAGACUCGGCCACUACCCUCGGACACCAUUCUGUGUUGGACGUUACAGAGUCUGGAGAUCCACACACCUGCCUGUGCUGCUGUCUGUCUAUCAGGCUGUCUGAGCUGCUGUCUAUCAACGUGGGGCUGUUCGACCAGUAUUUCAGAGUUGUAGGUCACACAGCCGAUCACAUAGUGUGUUGUCUCAGCAGAGACAGCUAUGGGACAGGCGUCUUUCUUCAAGAACUGAUGUCAGCUCUAAGUUUGCAGCAGCAGCUUCCUCCUCCUGAACCUUCAGAUCAAGACUUCUAUUCUCAGUUCACCAACACAAACACUGGUAAAAUGCAGAACUACGAGCUGGUGCACAGCAGCAGGGUGAAGUUUAUUUACCCAAGUGAGGAGGAGAUGGGAGACUUGACCUUCAUCGUUGCCGAGAGGAAGACUCCAGCCAUCACAGCGUCCCCGCGCUCCUUUAACAUCCUGCUGUACUUGCUGGUUUUCCAGGUCCAGAGCUCUAGCAGUGUUCUGAGCCCAGGCUCUGUCCUCUCAGGCUCCUCCACCUCCACUUCAUCUCCUGUGCUCGAACCAAGGACUCUGAUUCUGACCAGCACUGACGUGUUCCUCCUGGAUGAGGACUACGUCAGCUAUCCUCUGCCUGACUUUGCCAAAGAACCUCCCUCCAGGGAGCGGUACCAGCUGCGUGAGGCUCGAAGAAUCAGAGACCUGGACCGGGUCCUGCUGGGCUACCAGACGUACCCUCAGGCUCUGACCCUAGUGUUCGAUGACCUGCCGGGCCCAGAUUUGCUCUGUCACCUCACCAUGGACCACUUUGCUGCAGGAGGGGAAGAAGCCCAGCCCAGAAUGGGGGCAUCAAACGGGGGCGCGGAGGGCGAGGUCCAGUGGUGCGUCUUUGUACCGGGCGCCGACAGCAGAGAGAGGCUAAUUUCACUGCUAGCUCGCCAGUGGGAGGCGCUCUGCAGCCGCGAGCUUCCCGUGGAGCUCACAGGCUGAUUGGUGGGUUGGAGGAAGGUGACUGAGAUGGAGUCCCUGUGACUGGGAGGGAUUCAGUGCUUAAUUGGUUUAAAGACUGCAGGAUGCUUUGAACAUUUGGGACUAGCUGAAGGCUGCUGAAGACCCUGCUGAAGUUGGCGUUUAUGGGGAUCCAUAUACGCCAAGUUCAAACGAGAGGGAGAAGCAUCGCUUGGAGAAUGAAGUAAAAGAGCACCAGAGAGACAGAGGCGUUCAAAGCUCACAUACUUACACUCAUCUUCACAUCUACUCCAUCACAGCAUCAAAUGUGUUUAUCUUCUGCUUAUUGUUAACUACAGUUAAACGAAGUACUACGUUGCAACCACUGUUCACACACAGGUGUGUGAGCUCUGGUGGACAUCAGACAACGCUGUCAAUGCAGACGGUACGAGGGACUCGCUCAGAGCCCGAAAAAUGGGAGUUCCCACAGAAUUAUGAAAUUAACGACUUAAUAAACAAGCAGGCUGUUGUUGCCCAGCAGGGGCGCUGCAGCCAGUCCACGGGAGAGCCACUAGAGUUAUUUAUGCUUUUCAUAAAAUAACCGUUAAAUCAUUUGUUCUGCCUUUCACAAGCCGGAUGAGAAAAUGGGAAGCGUUUUCUUUGCAUUUCUAGUACAGAUUUAUGGGUGAUAUGACUGAGCUCAGACUGACGCACGAAGAACUGCGAGCCUCAUUCCAUCAAAGGGGAAAAAAAAUCCAUGGAGACAAGUCCAAAGCUGUUUGGUUUACAUGCUAUUUAUAUGUAAUAUUGCUGGUUAAACCAAAAAUCACUUUUCUGUAGUUUCAUUUUUGCACGUGUUCGAUGUGACUCUGGGUGAGGAGACAAGGAUUGAACCAAAAUGCUGGACUGUGAUGCACAAACACACCCAGCUGCUCCGCACAAACUGCUGUCUGAACUUUUUACUCAUUGCACACAUGAAGCAGUAUUACUGGACUGUAAACUGAAGCUUUUUAUUAAUAUUAUUAUUAUAAUUGUUAUUUGAGACUGAAGGAUGUUUUUCGGCCCAAUGCUGAUUUUUGUACUAAUAAUGAAAGUUCUAACGAAGCAAGCAAUGGAAUUUGAUAUUUAGUAUUAUUAUUAUUAAGUAUUAUUUUUUUUUAUAUUUUGUGUCCUGAUUUUAUUGUUAUAGUUUUCAAUCAUAAUUUUUGACUAAUGGGAAGCACCACAACCCACACAACAGUGUUAAAUGUUGUCUUGUUCAUGGGAAAACCAUUGAAUUAAAGUAAUAGGAAUUCUCCAUGUUACAAUAAC
Messenger RNA from Betta splendens (Siamese fighting fish), 6002 nucleotides. RefSeq names its product nischarin (gene nisch). Gene Ontology annotation, cellular component: cytoplasm. The coding region runs from base 315 to 4733 and encodes 1472 amino acids. NCBI's taxonomy places the organism in Eukaryota, Metazoa, Chordata, Actinopteri, Anabantiformes, Osphronemidae. The record is from RefSeq and is a predicted model, not a curated record. The transcript has 29 exons. Gene Ontology annotation, molecular function: phosphatidylinositol binding; protein kinase binding.